Molecule: messenger RNA, 1693 nt
Organism: Oldenlandia corymbosa var. corymbosa
Lineage: Eukaryota; Viridiplantae; Streptophyta; Magnoliopsida; Gentianales; Rubiaceae
Source: the annotation of a GenBank genome assembly
GCGCAAUCAGUCAGAAGUCGUGCUUAACAAAACUUUCAAAAUCUUAUUUGGCGGGUUUAGUACCAGUGUGUAGGGGACCACACUCCCACAGCGUGUGUGAAUCAGACAUUCCUCCUCCGCGAUUAUUUCUUCACCGAUCUCCAUUCAUUCGCUCCCCGGAGUCCCCCCUGCCACCGUUUUUGCCAGAUUCAAUAACAGAGAAAUGAAAUUCAGCUCUAUUAGGUGGUGAUGACGUCGCCGUUCUCCGCUUUCGAAGCCGACAAAGACCUCGACGACGCCGCUCUAUGGGCCGUCAUCGACUCAGCCGCCGCCGCCGCCGCCGCUUCUCUCUCCGCCUCCUCCGCCACUGCUAAACCUCGAAGGUUUAUACCCCUCAAACAUGCUUCGCCAAUUCCGACCAUCACGAAUCUUUCUCCUCAAAUUAGAGCAUACAAAACCCCAAGAAUCCAACGCAAUUACCCCGACGGAGAGGUUUUGCAAGAACCUUGGGCUCAAGAUCAGAACCACCGGCCACACAAAAUCGCCAUGUCUAAUUCGUCGGAGGUAAUUGAGAGGAGUCCGCAAACCAUGGCUGUGGUGAAGCACGUUCACCGCUCGCCUGCAACGCCGCCAGCAUUUCACUCUCCGGAGGCGGCAACUUUAGAUGUUUCUGCAGUCACCAGUAAUCCUAAUGAACCGUAUCAUUCACCAGUUGCCACCCCAACUAAUCACGAAGAUACGGUGAUGCGGCAUAGCUUAUCUGGUCGAUUUCCGACGGUUUCUCUGUUUAAAGAGUAUCAGGAUGCAGCUAUGGCGAUUCUCGAGAAAAGUGACUACACCAUGAUAUCUGGACACCCUUUCAUUAAGAAAACAGGCUGGAGGAAGAUAGCAUUUUACUUCAACCUAUCUUUUGAAAUUAAGGAUAAGACAAUUGAAUUUGAUGAACAUCGCAAUGUUCAGCGAGCAGAGUUUAUAGUUCGGGCUUAUAUGCAAGGUGGUAGAUAUUCAGAUGGAUGGGGCUCAUGUGAGAAGCGAGAAAAAAAGUUUAUGAAACCAAACCAUGAUAUUCCAAGCACGGCUGAAACUAGGGCUAAAAAUAAAGCAUGUCAGGAUCUUCUAGGUAUUGGAGAAUAUCGUCCUGGUGGUAACCGUGCCCAGCAAUAGAUAGAGUUUGGAGUUCAAUCUGAAAAGUGUUGUUUGUACCUGAAACGAGAAGAGGUUUUCAGACAUCAUAAAUGUACAUUUUCCUUACUUAAGCUUCAACAUUGAGGUGAGAUUAUGGCAACUGAUUCUAUUGUUCAGUUAGGACUUAGGAUCCAACAGGUCGCAUAGACUUGUUAACUAUACAGGUUUUUAUAGCAUGGCAUGCCAUCAUUCUUACAAAAUGAUUUACUUGAACAAACAUAUAUGUGAUCCCAAUUGAUUUAUUCUUAUUAAGUCAAGGAAGCCAGUAGCAAGGGACCUACUGUGAUAGCUUUGUACAUUUUCACCAGCAAGUUAAAGUAAUUUAAUUGUUUGAACAAUCAGCUUAAGGGGGCUAAAUCUGUGCACGUUUCUUUUAACAGUUCUCAGAGGCCCAAUCAUCGUCUUUGCAGCAUCUGUAUUGAAUCCAUCCCUUGUUUAGAUUAACCUCGUUAUUCAUUUUUGUCUAUGGUUUAUCUUCUUUCACCUUGAGGGCUAAAUUGGUGCAUGUUUCUUUUAACAGUUCUCAGAG